Oenanthe melanoleuca is the source of this 3683-nucleotide messenger RNA. It is a transcript of the gene TMEM125, whose product is annotated as transmembrane protein 125. Lineage: Eukaryota; Metazoa; Chordata; Aves; Passeriformes; Muscicapidae. The coding region runs from base 485 to 1147 and encodes 220 amino acids. The transcript is spliced from 2 exons. The record is from RefSeq and is a predicted model, not a curated record.
GUCCCUGCCCUGCUGCCAGCUCCAGCUGCAGGCAGAGUUCUUUGGGCAGCAAUGUGCCAGCAGCCUCUGAGCAGGGCACACGCCGAGGCUCCCUCACAGCACAUGGAGGUCUCCCGGGAAGACAUGCAGCUGAUCUGUUCUCCAGCACACAGGGCCUCUGUGAGGGAAGCACAGUAAGAUGAAAGACACAAAAAAGGAAGGAGACAGCCCUGGCUGUUCCCCUAUGGUGCUGCUCUGGGAAUGCUCCAUCAUGUUUCACAGCCCUGCCUUGGUGGUGGGCUCAACCCCAGCACAUGGACCAUAACUCUCCAGAUGGCACCACUGCAAAAGGAAAUUCCAUCAGGAUCCAAAGAAUGACACCAAGACAUCACUGCUGGAGAAAUGCAGCUGCCUUCACCACUGCUGCUGCAUUGACCCUCCAUUUGCUGUAAGGCUGCAAAUUCAUCUGUGCCACCUCUGUGCCCUCCUCACCCAGCUGCCCACCAUGCCAGAGCUGGCAGAGCUGAGCAGCCCCCGCACCCCUGCAGAUGCAGACCACAUCCAGAGGAAUAUCUUGGAAGAGCAUGUGGAGCUCUGGUGGUUCCAGGACCCCAAAAAGUCCAUUCUGUGCUAUGGGAUGGCCGUGGUGCUGAUCCUGGCCUGCGGGAUUGGGGGCAUCAUCCUGCUGUACAGCACUAGCAGCCGGUCCGGAGAGUGGCGGCUCGCCGUGGGCACCACACUCUGCCUGCUGGCCCUGCUCGUGCUGCUGAAACAGCUGCUGAGCUCUGCAAUCCAGGACAUGAAUUGCAUCCGCAGCCGGGAUCAGAUCGAGCUCCUGAAGAGCGGAGGCUUCUCGGACUGCCUGGUGCUGCUGCUGAGCGCCCUGGUGCUGCUGGUGUGCGGGCUGGUGCUCACCAUCCUCUCCACCACCACCAUGCAGCUCAGCCCCGCGCGGCCGCUGGCCAGCAUGUUCACCAGCGGGGUCAUCCUCCUGACUGCUGGCAGCGCCAUCCUCCUGUGCCUGCUGCUGUACCUGCUGUGCACCUCCUGCCGCCGGGCAGCUCCUCGGAGCCUGGAGACCGGCGAGAUCCGCGUCUUCACCAUCUCCGGCCGCCUCGCUGGCAACAGGCGGCUUCCUCCCACCUCCAGCAUGGCCAACCUGAUCUGACCCAGGACACCUCUGCGUGAGCCUUAGCAGAUACAGCCUGUCAGCGAUGGCCUUCCCCAAGGAAGGAGAGCUGCAGCGUGCCUUGUUUCUGUUGGAGAUGACUGGCAUUUGCUUUGCCCCAGGUUGGUGGCACAGCUCAGACUCGGGGUGCCUGGACAGGCUCUGACCUGGCUGGCAUUUUAUCUCCACAAAGCCUCCUGUGGCAGCUGCUGCCUGCCUGGCUGUGACCCAUGUUACAGAGUGAAGGUGAGCCUGUCCCAUACCCCUGGGGACCCCAGUACUUGCUUGGUUCCUGCAGUUCCUGGAACUGUCAUAUGUUCUCCUGGCAGGAGAGGCUGUCAUUGUGGGUCAUAUAAAACCAACCUGUGCUCUGUGCAGAGCCUCCAGCUCCUGAGUGAAGUAGAGCCUCUAGCAGCUGGUGAAUGGCAGGAGAUACUCUGCAUGUCAGCAGGCACGAGGGAGCCUGGUGGGAGGUAUGGCUGCAGGAGCUGCUCCCAAGAAAUCACCGGUGUCUGUGGGAGUGAGUGUGAGAUUUGCAUAGGAUUGUGUGUUGCCAGAGCCACAGCACAGCUGGACCUCACAUGAAAUGCUGUUUGUGUUUGCAAUGCCAGGAUCUGUUCCAAUGUUACAUUUCUGCAGCCUGCCAUCACCUGUGGUUUAUCAAAGGGGUGAUCAAGGGGUGUUGGUGUCAAAGCCCUGAUGGAUUAUGUGUACUGGACUGAGUGUUGGGGCUGUGUUUUCAUGCUGGGGUGCUCCAGCUACAUGAUCCACAAACAGCAAGGUGCAGUUGCUGGGGGAUGGUGAUGAGAUGCCUGAAUCCUGGGGCUGGGGUUGUCUCUGCAUAAACUGUGCAGGGGGAGAGUGCUGUGCCCUCCCACAGGAGUUUCCCAGGCAGAGGCACCUCUGCUGCCAGGAGCCCUGCAGCUCAUCCCAGUCUCUGCUUGUUUCCAUGCUGUUUCUGAUUCCCAAGUGCUGUAGGUACUGCAGGGCAGAAAAGUUCUACUUUCACUUGGGCCUUACCUGGAGCUUUUUUUGGUGUUUUAUCUAUCUCUACAAGGUGUUGUAUUACCAAGGUGUCUCUCGAAGAGGCAGACUAACAAUUCAUCCCAGGAACUUUUCCUGUGACUUAAGUCUAAUUUACCAGUCAAAAUCCUCAUUUCCCUCAUAGGCCCACUAACCCUUUCACUGCCCUUUCCAUAGACCUAGAUCGCAGCCUCCUGCUGAAGAUGCUCCUGCAUGACCUUCUCUUCCUCUUAGCCAGUUGGUCAGAGCAUGGGACUAAUAACACCAAGGUCACAGGUUUGAAUUCCAUGUGGGUCAUUCCCUAAGAGCUGGACUCAAUGAUCCUUCUGGGCCCCUUCCAGCUCAGACUGUUCUGUGAUUCUUCAUCUUCUUGUCUGUUCCCAUCUUUCCUUCACCUGAGAUGCUCUCAGGUGUUGGUUUUGCUCAUUAUUUGCCAGGUUUCCUCCACAGUGGAACAAGAUUGAGCUAUUAAUUUUGGUGCCUGAUAGCAAAUUCAUGUGGAAGAGGAUGGUAGCUGAUUCUGUUAGUAAUGGCACAAAUCACUGGCCAUGUUACACCUGGAGGCAGUGUCAGAGUUCACCACCAGCUGGUCAGUGAGGGUUUUGCCCUUUUACAGCUCCAGACCAACCAUCCCCAAUGCAGUGAGAUCUCAUGAGACCACUUCUGUAUUCACCUACUCUUGCCCUGCUCCUGCUGACUUUGCCUGAAGCCUUGGAUUGUUUUCCCCAGUGUACAAGUACAUCGUUUGGGCUUUUCUCUCUGUAUCUCUAUUAUGUCUACAUUUUCCUCUGCCACUUUCUAUCAUCUGUAGUUACUUAUUAAACUGAUGUUUCCUCUUCUCUCUGCAUCUCCUCCCUUAAUCUGCCCAAGAGCUCAGAAGAUGGUGGUGAGUUCAGAUCCUCCUGUGCUAAAUCACUUCAAAGCUGAGUUGCACUUCACCUCUGGGCUGUUUGGGCCCAGGUCCACCAGGAACCCCUGUGCCUACACAGGGAGGGGACAGGCCAGAGCUGAAUGGUUUUGCACCAUCACAUUGCUGCUGCUCUGCACAUCUGUGCCAGUGCAUGUGCCAGGCUGCACCCCCUCUGCCAGCACCAGUGGUCCACCAGUGACUGCCAGCUCCACCAGCCUGCACGUGCUGACAGGCCACAGCUGCCUGCACACAAACUGGUUUGCACAUCUUGGCAUUUCUGUGAAGAGGCAUGACUCUGCCCAGCUCACCGCUCUGUGCUGCCUACAUGUCCAAGUGAAUCCUGUCCCCUCCACAGCCCCUUCAAAAUGUGCCCCAAGUGCCUGUGAAUUCUGCCAAAAAAGGCUGAUUGACUGUGGGCCAUGACAGCAACUCAAGGAGAUAAUGGCUGAGAACAGGCUGUGCCUGAAGAUGGUGGUUGGGUGUCCAGCUGCCCAGAGGGACUGCUGCCCAAUCACUGACUCUGCUCUGCAGCACAGGUGCUGGUUUGUUUCCUGGUUCCUGUGUUGUAUGUGGAUAAAUACAUAAUAAAGUGUUAGAGAAGUU